Mycotypha africana is the source of this 4632-nucleotide messenger RNA. RefSeq lists its product as uncharacterized. Lineage: Eukaryota; Fungi; Mucoromycota; Mucoromycetes; Mucorales; Mycotyphaceae. Bases 1 to 4632 code for a protein of 1543 amino acids. Gene Ontology annotation, biological process: intracellular sterol transport. The record is from RefSeq and is a predicted model, not a curated record. Gene Ontology annotation, molecular function: sterol transfer activity; sterol binding; protein binding. The transcript is spliced from 11 exons. Gene Ontology annotation, cellular component: cytoplasm; endoplasmic reticulum membrane; plasma membrane.
AUGCAGUUAUCCAUGGACAGUCGUCCUUUGCCAACAUUUAUUACUUUGCAUGAUGCCAUUAUUGACUCACCUGUAUAUCGCUCAACGUCUUUGCAGUUUGAUGAUCAGUUGGAUUUGGUUGAAAAAUGGCUAGAGUCUCUCUCUAAGCAUAUGAAGUCUUAUGUCGACAAGAUGAAUAGUAUGUUGGGCGUUUUUUUGGGUGAAAAAAAAAAAGACAUCCCUAGUUAUUUCUUGCCCUUGAUUUUUGACAAAGAACUCUCUUAUUGUUUGGGAAUAACUGCAGAAUUCAAUUUAGAAACAAACCUAUUAUGUAAAAAAGUGAUACCCGUUGGCAUCAACGACACAAUGAUAGAUUCCACUUUCACUGGUGCUGUCAUAAAGAGCUUUUCAGAUGCAUUACAAACAAGUUUGGCCUUCAAAACCAAAUUAGUAGCCGAUCUUGAGGAUACAUUUAUACAGCCUCUGCAGCUUUUCAUCAAAACGCAAGUGAGAGAAUUUAAAGAAUUCCGCAAACAGCACGAAAAGGCAUUAGAGCGCUAUGAAGCACAACUGUACAAAUAUACCAGCCAGAGUAAAAUGAAAGAGGCUUCGGCCGUGAGAGAGGAAGCAUUUCGGCUUUACGAAGCAAGGAAAUCUUACGUGCGAAUGUCAAGUCAACAUGUUGCCCGAAUUUUGCAUUUCCGAUCCUGCCUAGAGCAUUUUAUCGUUGACAAGUUUUCCAUGGCAGCCAAUUGCCAUUUAAAGGAUUUCGAAGGCGGAAAAGAAACAUGGGCAAAAUUAAAGUCGACUGUAGUCUCUUGGAAGCAAUGGCUGGCAGAUGACAAAGAGACCUGUCAAUAUCAACUACAACAAUUUCAGUCAUCGCGUGCAGUCAUGGAAUAUGAUUAUAUCAACACCAUUCGCCCAGUGCGUGAUUUGGAAAAAUACAACGUCGCGUAUGCUCCUCAAGCCAUCUCCAACAGUCGCCAUUCUCUGGACUAUCCAUCCACCACAGUAGAUCAACCUAGCUGUAAAUGGGGUUAUUUAUAUGUGAAAAGCAUCAAGUCCCCGUGGGCCAGAAAAUGGUUUUUCUUGAACGAGGGUUGCUUUGGAUCUGUGGAUAUACGUUCAUCCCCAAAGAACAAAGGAGCAAUUACAGUGAGUGAUGGCUGCGUCUCUGUUCUAUUAAGUGAUGUCAAGCCAGUAACCGAUACCGUAGAUCGACGCCAUUGUUUUGAAGUCUUGUGUGCGAAUCAACCAUCUUUCACGCUUCAAGCAGAAACAGAGCAAGAAAUGCAUGAAUGGCUAGGUGCUUUUGAAAGUGCCAAACAACGUAUGUUACAGCAGGAACCUUCGGACGUUAGCCACACUACACCUACCUAUCUACCGAUGAUAUCAUCCUCUCCACCUGACACAGUCGCCGCUGACCAUCAGCACGAUAGUACAGAAAACGAGGGUCAAACAUUAACGACGAUCAGAUUAAACCCACCUACAAGCAUGCUGGAUAGCUUACUUGUCAUUUCCUCCGAUAUCUCCCAUCUCUCCAGCAAAGAAACACCAAAGGACGAUCGUCCACAGAAUGGAUCAAGAACGUCCGCCACCGUCGUUGUUUCUACCAUAGGCGCCGAAAAGCAGUUGACACAGUUGAAUCAGUCUCCGUCCUUAACUCCUUUACUUGUCAUCGAAGCAACAAAGACCGCGCUCCAUUUACUUGCUUACACCAACUCUGUGCCCUCUUCGCCUACAAAACAGACAUUUUCGCAACCAACAAAUUCCAUUGAUGCUACUUUAGCUGAGCAUGAUAGCAAUGAUACCAGCCCUGAAAAUCCAGACGACCGUGAUUCCCAUCCUAGUGCUACUAACAAUCAUUCCUCUUCAUCGUCGUGGGGCAUACCGUGGGCGUUGGUGCCGAGUAUGUUUUCCUUAUCUCAUUCUGCCGCCAUAGAGAAUGACUCUAACGGCAAUGCAUCCGUGCCAAAUUCACCUACUUUGUCUUCUCAUCCAGAUGUGGAUCAAGAGAGUUUUUAUCAGCGGCAAAUUUGGCCAAAGAAAAUAGACCAACUGAAUAUGCUGAAGACAGACGUUGUAGGCUACUCGUCUCAUCUAGACAGUUGUAAUAAGGAACUGAGAGUCCUAUUUAAUGGAGUAGACCCGAAUGAGAUAGUACUUACCGAUUUUAUUGGUAUCUUGAAGAGAAUGCCGCCUACGGGACAUGCUGCUGAUGUUGUCGGUCCCUCUGAGACACCGCCUGUAUCAGUCAAUGCACAACCCAACAACAACAUCAUAGAUACGUUGGAGCAAGAGCUCGACUCUCAAUUAUCGGCCACUGGCCAUCAGCAGCCUACCUCGAAAUAUGGCUACACAUAUACCGGACAUGCCUUCAUCACACAAUCCACCUUUUGGUUCUAUAGCUGUAUCCUGAUGAACUGUAUCAAUACUGUAGCAGUCGGCCUCAACGAUAUAAAAACAGUUCGCUUAGCGCGUGAUCCUUCUAUUAUAGACAAUGGAUCCAAUUCCAACCUUGUACUUGUACUAGAAUUAGCCAACAAUAAUAGUGCAGAUCACGAAAGUAAACAGCUCAUUUUCUCAACUUUAAUGGAUGAUAUUGAAUUGGUUGCUGAAAGGUUAAAGUUCAUUCUAUCAAACGCGAAGAGCUCUAAGCCUGAGCCUGCACAGAUUGUCUACGAUGUGAUUCAAAACAUGUCUACCGCUGUCAAUAGGAACACUACAAUAACUAAUUACUCAAACCAAAAUAUACAUAAGCCAAUCGUGGAUCGUGUUCGUUCCGCUUCUGAUAUCACCAGUGAGAGCAUGUCUUCUUCCUCUUCACCUGCCCCUGUGUUGCCAUCGGCUACGGCUUCAUCGAUCACUUUAGAAUCUCCUAAGCCAAGUCGAUCUACUGAUACAAGAAAAAAACCAGCGAAAACGCCACGCAAACAUUCGGCACCUGUUCAACCAGGUAGUAAAUCGGGUGCGUUGGCGGCAGCCAUGAUGGCAGCGACCGUAGCAGGUGGUAGCGGAUUUUUCGACGCAGGAAGAAGCUUUCAAUCGCCAUCGCAUGAGCUUAUGCCUCUGUCUGCCAAGCGACAUGACGAAACGAAAUUCAACAGCAACAAUGGAAAUAAUAACAAUAGCAAUGGCAAAUUACCCUCGUCAAAAAAGAGUUUGUUUUCUACGCCUAAUGACAGUAAGCAUUCAAUGACGUCCUCUUCCGUUGAAAACGGCAUCCACACAGUGCCUAAAUCAGCAGUAACAGCAGCAGAUACCGUCUCACCAAAAAGCCCACACGCGCCCCCUGAUACCUUUAAAGCACCAGUAGGCCCUGUUUCUUGCGGAUGUGAUAAUCAUUUAGAUAAACUUGAAGCUGAAUUAAAACUUCCUGUAUCUGCAAGGCAUCUAUAUUACAUUUUAUUCUCUGGUGCUAAUCCUAACUACAGGGAUAUUUGGGAAAAGAAAACCGCUGGAAAUAAAAAUUUGACAAUCACUAAAUGGGAACCUGUCAAUGGAAAGAAAGAGCGCACCUUGAAAUAUAUCAUCCCGGUAAAUAAUGCUAUCGUCAAACUCAAAGAAGCCGAAGUCGUAGAGAAACAGGUCUUAGAGAAAGAGGAUAAUUAUCUAUGUUAUGUCGUAACAACAUCAACCAAAGCGGCAGAACUUCCUUAUGCCGAUGCAUUUGUACCGCAUGUGAAAUACUGUAUUACUUGGAUUAGCCCCCACCAUUGUAAACUCUGUUGUUAUACAGGUGUCAAAUUCUUGAAAAAUAUCUUGGUCAAAGGCAUGGUGAAUAAGACAGCAAUGAAGGGUAUGGCAGAAAAUUUAGGCGUCUUUACUUCCAUCAUUAAGAGAGAGGCAGAGAAGCAAACCCUUGUGAAAACUGCAGGACAUCAUCAUCGUGCGCAAAAGGAGACUGGAAAAAAAUCUGCAGAAAAAGAAAACACGCAGCAACCAUCAAGCACGUCUGGCACGUCGAACGAUAGCCACUUUAAGCAAUAUGACAUGACUUUCUCUUCACUUGUUGAGUGGCAGAAAGAAUUAAAGAAGUACAUUGAUGUUGUAGGUGACAUUGUUCAAGGACUCCCCCCUAUCAUAAAAAUAACGGCAGGGUCUCUCCUCCUUCUCUUCAUGAUCGUUGCUUGGUUUACUAUUUCGUUCCGUGACCACCCAACUUCCAUGGCUUCCAGUGCUGAUAAAACAUGCGGAGCAACAAGCGUUAUCUCUCGCGCAGUCUAUUUGAAAGAGGUUGAUGAGAGCUUGCUACGUGCAAUCAAUCAAACCGACCUGAAUUAUUCAGAAAGUUUCCGCUUAUUUAUGGACUCAAGGACGAAUAGCCAUGAUCAGCAAGAAGACCCUGUUACAGGUACUAAGAUAAAUCAGCACCGUUGGUAUUAUUCCGGUCAUCAUCAAUUUGCCACCGAUAUCUUAUUCAGUCGACAAAGGUUGGCUAUGGUUCGAUACGAUAUGCUGGUGUUAUUUCAGCUCUUAAACGACUUGGAUGUUCAACUUUUACAAGAUGAAUAUGUGAACUGGUUGAUGGACCGAAGAAUGUUCUGUCGUGAUCCUGAUACAGACUUUGUCAAAAGUCAUUGUGACGAUGUAAGACGACAAUUAAAAUUGUACUCUACACAAUCACAUCAAAACUUGGCAUACAAUUAG